CAGGACCUCGUCUCCUCCUCCCCUCUCCAGGAUGACGCCCAGGACGCUGGUUCUCUUCCUUCUACAGGCUAUUCCUCCGUCCUUAGGUGUCCUGCCGGAGCCCUGGGUCAGCCAAACCGCGAAUUUCUUGGCUGAUUAUCUCCACUUCUAUGGCGUCGGGGGCGUGUACUACCUGAAGCCGGAUGAUUGGACGCCCUCCUGGUCUAACUUCGUACGCGGGACCUUCAAGUUAGGCUCGGGCGCGGCUGUGUUGAACUUAGCACGCAAUAAGUCCCUGAACUUGGCAAACCAUCCUACCAGACCCUUCCCUUCUCGUGCUGCCUCUUUUCCAUCCUAGGGAGAUUCGUCGUUUUAAUCAGAUCGUGGAAGGAGGCACCAGCGAGGAGAUAAGGAUCCUUUUGUUCUCCGGGAGUUCCUUCAGGGAUUUCUUGAAGGAGAUUUAUCUGCCGCUCCUGAAUCUGGUACAAAUAGCGGUCGUGAGUGAGAGCGGAAUCACUCUUUGGGAACAAUACCAAGUGACUCGAAGCCUUCCGAAGCGAGUCAACCAAAUCGGCGUGUGGCGUCCCUUUUCCAACGACCUCCUCUGCACGACUUGUGAGACGACCCUCCUUGGGGAUUCAGAAAAGAGGAACGACCAUAAUGCUGUCGCUAUGACUAACGGGUUGAUGAGUAAUGAGUUCAUGAGUAAGAGAGAGGGCGUGGUGAAGCAAGAGGGAAAAGGAGACCUGGUGGCGUUUCAGAAUGACGUGGCUGCCAGACGCACGGAUCUGGAGGGAAUCACGCUCAACUGCACGGCAGAAAAGUGGCGUCCGGCAACCAUUCUCACCUGGGAUGCGGACGGAGAGCUGACCGUGUCUGGUUCUUUUAUCGAAGUCGUUCAGUAUUUUCAAAGUAAUCUCAAUUUCUCAUGCAAAUGGGCGCGAUCUAAGGACGAGACGUGGGGUGUGAGGCGCCCUGACGGCUCGUGGAACGGCAUGGUGGGAGACCUGGUGGAAGGGCGUGCCGACGUCGCUGUGGGCGUGGCGCUGAGCCCAGACAGAGACAGUUCGGUGGACUUCACCCUGCAGAUUAACCUACUACCUCAUCAUCCGACGCCCCGGACUCAACACGGGGCUCACGUGGUCGAGCUACACGCAGGAAUUCUCCACGUGGUCUUGGGUCUCAGCUGGCGUCACUCUCCUGCUCACUGCUUGCGCUUUCACCCUCGUCACCAUGCACCAGCCGGGGAGUUCUGGCACUGUGCCUUUCCCCGAUGCCCUUCUUGUCGUCUUCGGUGCCAUGUGUCAGCAAGGAUCGACUUUCAAAGCCUACGGGACGCCCACUCGCAUCGCCUUCCUCACGAUCUUCCUCUUCGGCACCGUCCUCUACAUCUUCUACUGCACCUUCCUCAUCUCGGCGCUGUCCGUGGUUAAGAGUAACCUCCCUUUCACCAACCUGGCCGGCCUCCUUCGGGUUGGGACGCACCAGCUGGUUGUCGCGUCGGGGACCAUCGUGGAGGCGACGAUAAAGACGUCAACCUCACCCUUAUACAAAAAAGCGUGGCAGAACAUUCUCGAUGGAAACCCAGACAGCUUCGCCAGCCACUACACCGACUGUGCUCUGCGUGCCCUGAAGAGAAGACAUGCCUGUCUGCUCGAGAUCUCUGAGUAUAUGUAUGAACACAGCAAGAAUCUUCAGCUCGUUGCUCUCACAGAAGAGAAGUACGGACGAUUCAGUGUUGGAAUCGCGGUGGCUGACAAGUCUCCUCUCAAAGACCUGUUUAAUGUGCAACUCGUGAGGAUGAAGAUGACAGGAAUCCUCGACAAGAUCAUGACGAAGUGGAGGAUCGAACCACCUGUGUCCACCUCCACCUCCGUCCCUGCCAUGAGUAUGGGUUCCAUGGCGUCGGCGUUUGUGAUCAUGACCAUCGGCGCGCUCAUGGCCGCCGUGGUCCUGGUUGGAGAGCUUGUGGUCUGGAGAUGGUCUGGCGCGACGUCGAAAUUAGUCGACAUUUCAGUGAAGCCUCUGUAUACCGUCGGAUAA
This is a messenger RNA of Penaeus monodon (black tiger shrimp), 2022 nucleotides long. Its product is annotated as glutamate receptor ionotropic, delta-1-like. Gene Ontology annotation, molecular function: glutamate-gated receptor activity. The record is from RefSeq and is a predicted model, not a curated record. Gene Ontology annotation, cellular component: membrane. NCBI's taxonomy places the organism in Eukaryota, Metazoa, Arthropoda, Malacostraca, Decapoda, Penaeidae.